Exaiptasia diaphana is the source of this 870-nucleotide messenger RNA. RefSeq names its product large neutral amino acids transporter small subunit 4. The record is from RefSeq and is a predicted model, not a curated record. The transcript has 4 exons. The annotation marks the transcript as partial. NCBI's taxonomy places the organism in Eukaryota, Metazoa, Cnidaria, Anthozoa, Actiniaria, Aiptasiidae. Gene Ontology annotation, biological process: neutral amino acid transport. Gene Ontology annotation, molecular function: L-amino acid transmembrane transporter activity; neutral L-amino acid transmembrane transporter activity.
CUUCAACAGGUGCUAUACGAACAUGGCGUUACGUAUCAGACUUUAUUUCAGAUUCAGCUUUACAGUUCGUUGGUUCUCUUGCUCAGCUCUGUAGUAAUAUUCCCAAACAUUCAAAAAGRCAAACAUGAUCAAACUGAGAAACCUGCUUCAAAAACAAACCAUGACCAAGAAAAACACCAKGGAGUUUCAAAGAGAUUGAAAAAUCUGAAAGAAAUCAUCGCGUUGAUGAAGAGUUCGAUCUUCGUAGUGACCUGCUUGUUUAUUGGAAUGUGCCGGCUUCGUUUAUUUUUCUUUAUGACAACCUUUCAACAGUAUAUUCUURCUUUGCCGAAUACUGACAUGAAAACAGUCACAAAAUACGCAGACUUUUACGGUGUUAUACAGCUGUGUAGCCUAGCCUUGUGCCCUUUAGUUGGGGGAUUGGUAACUAUUGCUGUCAAAAUGUCCAGACGUUCUUCUACUAUGCGUCAUCAAGAGAUUACCAUGGUAACAAGUCAAUCUUGUCAAUGUAAAAGUGUGGCUGAGAUUGACGCGGUGACCGCUGCCCGCGCUGCUGAGAUUCGUGGUUGUACUGUGUACUAUGCCUGCAGUGGUCUYUUGUUGAUCUUAGUCAGUUUGUUAACCAUAAUUCCAAACGUUCCAUUACAGAUUGUGUCAUUCCUCUUGGUAGCACUUCUACGUUGUUUUUACAAUGGAGGAUUUUCGAACCUUUUCCUUGUCGCGUUUCCCUCGCAGCAUUUUGGCAAACUCUUUGGCAUUGGUGGUUUUCUUUGCUCGAUUGUUCAAAUGAUUCAGCUUCCCAUAUUUCACAUUCUGGAAACUUAUUUCCCAAUGGAAAUCAUGAAGGUAACAAACAUUAUGUUUAAUUAA